AUGAAUUUUUUAAUAUUUUUCUUGUCUAUCUUUUUAAUUUUGACACAUUCUUUUUAUUUAUCACAAAAUGAUUUGAACCUUUGUAAAAGCACCUAUAGAGGAAUUUUGAAAUAUCACCAAAAAAAGGAUAAAAAUGAAUUUUUUAAUGUAUCAGCUGUUUUAAAGAAUAAUACUUUGGAAUUAUAUAGAGGAUCAAAAUUUUUUGAAAGCAUUGAUUUAAGAGAAGUAAUAACUCCACUAAUAAUUUUUUCAACAAAUUCUGAAUGCUUAACAAUUAAUAUUAUUAGCAAAGAUUCAAUAGUUCUUUGUUGUAAUACAGAAGAGUGUAUAAAUAAUUGGUGGUUUUUUUUAACAAAACAAAUUCUUUGCCUAAAUCAAGGGGAAAUGAGGCAUGAGGAUGAUAACAAAACAAUUGAAGAUGAUCAAUAUAAAAAUAUUAAUAAUUUUGAUGGUAUCUCUAUUAAUAUACAAGAGGAUCUUGAUGAUAUCCCUAAUGUUUCAAUAAAAACUGAGUCAUAA
This is a messenger RNA of Plasmodium gallinaceum, 519 nucleotides long. Its product is annotated as conserved Plasmodium protein, unknown function. Bases 1 to 519 code for a protein of 172 amino acids. The record is from RefSeq and is a predicted model, not a curated record. NCBI's taxonomy places the organism in Eukaryota, Apicomplexa, Aconoidasida, Haemosporida, Plasmodiidae. The transcript has 8 exons.